CUGUUUUGUCAGAGCCAAAAUGGCACCCGUGGUUAGCUUGAAAACAGCCACUAGGGGCGGGAUAAGAAGAUAUCCAAUGAAACCAGAAAGAUGAGUAAAAAAUAUUUUAGGAAAUGUUCACACGCCUACCUGCUUGAGUGUUGUUUUGUUUUACCAACGUCCGACAACAGCCACAGCUAGAGAGAAACGAGAGCUAAGCUGGAGCUAACGUUAGCUUGGUGCUAAGUUACCAGUUGAAGCUAGUUAACGUUAAUAACUGAGAUUUAUAAGAGGACUCUGACUGACAACAUAAAGUAAGAAUGGCUCAGUGGGACAGACUGAGGCAGCUACCUGCUGCAUACACACAGCAGCUACAUGAGCUCUAUGACAGGGAUGCUCUGCCUAUGGAUGUGAGGCACUACCUGUCAGCCUGGAUAGAGAAGCAGGAAUGGCAACGAGCAGCACGGGACCACGACUUAGCUAGGGUGCUGUUCCAGGUCCUGCUGGAGAAUCUGGAUAUCCAACACAGCCGCUUUGUGCAGGAGGAGGCAUUCCUACUCCAGCACAAUAUUAGACGCUAUAAACAGAACUUUCAGAGGUACCUGGAUGAACCGUGUGCCUUGGCAAACACAAUCCUGUGGUUUUUGGGAAAAGAGAAGGAAAUCCUUGAUAAUGCUGAUCUGCCUAAACAGGUCCAGUGUUUGCAAGUAGAGCAUGAAGCCAUGGAGACGAGCAGCCAGCAGGACCUUGAACGUAAACUGGCUGGCCUCAGGAAUGAAGUGCAGUGCAUGGAACAUACAUUGAUAUGUCUGGAGGAGCAGCAAGACGAGUUUGAUUUUAAAUACCAAACCCACAAGAUGGAAGCUGCUGUAGAUGAGGCGCAGAGGAAGGAACAACAGAAAGUUUUUCAGUUACUUAUCAACAGACUGGAUGAAUGUAGAAAGAGCACACUGGCAGACCUAAAUAAGAUCCUGGACAGGAUUGAUGAGCUGAUCGACAUAUUGGUGAAGAAAGAGCUGGUGGAGUGGCAGAGGAGGCAGCAGAAAGCCUGCAUUGGCGCUCCAGACAAUGUUUGUCUGGAUCAGCUGGAGAAAUGGUUCACCUGUGUGGCAGUGAGUCUAUUCCAGGUGCGCGAGUUUCUUGGGAAGCUGGAGGAGCUGGCAGGAAAAGUGACCUAUGGAAACGAUCCUGUGAAGGCCCAAAGACCCGCAAUGCAGAGGAGAGCAGAUACUCUUCUAAAAGACUUACUCAGGAGUUCCUUAGUGGUAGAGACUCAGCCAUCCAUGCCUCAGGGGAAAGGACCGCUGGUGCUCCGCACAAACGUCCAGUUCUCUGUCAAGACCAGGCUUCUUGUUAAGUUUCCUGAGCUGAACCACUCCAUGAAAGUGAAUGUAUCCAUGGACAGGGAGGCUCCUCAGAUCAAAGGAUAUCGGCGUUUUAAUGUUCUGGGGACCAACAGCAAGGCCUUGAACAUGGCAGAGAGCCAGAGUGGCGGCAUGGUGGCAGACUUCAGACAUCUUACUCUGAAGGAGCAGAAGUCUGGAGGUGGCGGCAAAGGAGUCAGUGAUAUUUCUCUCAGUGUUACAGAGGAGCUGCACAUCAUCUGCUUCGACACUGUAUUUGAGCUGAAAGGCGUGUCAGUUGAGUUGCAGGCCUCCUCCAUCCCAGUGAUCAUCAUCUCCAACUCCAGCCAGCAGCAGAGCGCCUGGGCGUCUGUCCUCUGGUUCAACCUGCUCAGUUCAGACACCAAGGACGUCGCGUUCCUUGCCAACUCUCCUGCAUCCACUUGGCCGCAGUUUGGAGAGAUGUUGAGCUGGCAGUUUCUCUCUGCCACUAAACUGGGUCUGAAUGAGGCUCAGCUGGAAAUGAUCGCACACAGACUGUUUGGAAGGCAGAAGAACUAUGACACCUGCAAAGUAGCUUGGUCAAAGUUUAGCAAGGAAAAUGCUCCUGACACUUUCUGGGUGUGGUUUGAUGGCAUCUUGGUUAUGGUGAAAACAUACCUCGAAGACCUGUGGAGGGAUGGCCUCAUCAUGGGCUUUGUGAGCAAAGCCAAAGAGAAGUCCCUCUUGACGAAGAAACAGAGAGGCACGUUCUUGUUGCGCUUCAGUGACAGUAUCAUUGGAGGAAUCACCUUCUCCUGGGUGGAAAUCACCUUAAAUGGCAAGCCUGAUGUAAAGACAGUCACGCCCUUCACCAAAGUCGACCUCUGCCAGAUCCCCUUCCAUGAAAUCAUCAGGAAUUUCCAGAUCUUGGAAGCUGAAAAUAUCCCAGAAAAUCCUCUGAUCUACCUGUAUCCAAACACCCCUAAGGAAGACGCUUUCGGAAAAUACUACAAUGAGAAGAGUGGAAAUGACAGUCCUUACAUAAAGUACAUCAAAACCAAGCUGAUGUUUGUGUCAAAGGAGAACAAACUGGAGGCUAUGUCACCCAUGUCCUCUGACAUGGCACAGGGUGAAGGCCUGGAGCCAAUGAAUGGCCUGUAUGGAGAGGCAGCUGAACAAGACGGGAGUCCUCCUCCUCUGCAGUCACCUCUGGAAACACAUCACCUUGAUCCCAUGCAGUCUGGCACACAUCACCCUGAUCCCAUGCAGUCUGGCACACAUCACCCUGAUCCCAUGCAGUCUGGCACACAUCACCCUGAUCCCAUGCAGUCUGGCAUACAAAACCCUGAUCCCAUGCAGUCUGGCACACAUCACCCUGAUCCCAUGCAGUCUGGCACACAUCACCCUGAUCCCAUGAUUUCUGGCUUUGGUUUAAACACAGAGGAUGAUUUGGUGAUGUUUCUCAACAAUCCCAACACCUUCACUGAUUCUGGCAACUUGCAAGAUGAGCCUGAGCUGCCUGAUUUCAGCUAUCAAGGAUUUAAUUGCCUGCCCCCACAAUCCUGUGGAAGCAUUUUCCAAUAAGCCUCUGUUUUGUAUAUGUAACCAAACCACUAUAUCAUUCACCGCCAGCUUUACUUUUAGCUACUUUACGUUACAACACCCAUGUCAUAAGACUGUAGCAUACGUAGCAAAUCCACUGUGAACAUAAUAGUUAGCUUGUUUAGUCUAAAAUACUUGACAGCCCCUCUGCUAAUCGUGAUAGUAAAUAUUAAGAAUAACUUUUACAAUCAGCAUUGUGAAUGCUGUGUGCACUUAACUUUUAUAAUUCCCUUUUAUCGUGUUGCACUAUAUAUAAUGAUUCAAUGAGACUAUCUGAAGACACAAAAAAGAGAUAAUUGAAUUAGCUGGAUUCAUAUUAGUGUCCCAGGCACCUUUUUUUUUCAUUUUGGGGCCAAUUGUCUUAAGAUAACACAUCCAAGGAAUGAUAUAAAACUGACCAUUUAAACAGGUGGGGAAAUCUUUAUAUGAGGUAUUGAUGAGUACAUUGCGCAGACUGCACAUAAUUUAUUGUUUUAAUCGUUGUCUCUUUGUGGUUGCUAUAUUGUUGCCACCUGCAGCUUGUUGAACUGACACAUGGCACUUCCUCCAUUUAAGUUAUAUGCUUUUAUAUUAACCUGCUCAUUUAAAUCCAUCUGAAAUGUUAUCACCAAUAAAAGGGAAAUGAUGCGUGUAUGUUCCGUUCAUUAAUAACUGAAAUGUUGUAAAUUAACAAAUAUGAGAAGUAGUUUUUUACGUCAUCAGUCUACUUCCACAGUAACUUGUUAAUCUUUGAUUGCUGCACCAAAUCUUAAUCAAAUGUGUAUGUUAAAAAUGAAUACAAUAAAAUAAAACCAGAUUCUGCAGAUCUA
Sebastes umbrosus (honeycomb rockfish) is the source of this 3715-nucleotide messenger RNA. It is a transcript of the gene stat2, whose product is annotated as signal transducer and activator of transcription 2. Gene Ontology annotation, molecular function: RNA polymerase II cis-regulatory region sequence-specific DNA binding; DNA-binding transcription factor activity, RNA polymerase II-specific. Lineage: Eukaryota; Metazoa; Chordata; Actinopteri; Perciformes; Sebastidae. The record is from RefSeq and is a predicted model, not a curated record. The transcript has 24 exons. Gene Ontology annotation, biological process: type I interferon-mediated signaling pathway; regulation of cell population proliferation; cell surface receptor signaling pathway via JAK-STAT. The coding region runs from base 300 to 2888 and encodes 862 amino acids.